AUGAUACACGCCGUCCUGGUCUUCAAUAAUAGCGGUAAGACGAGGCUGGCAAGGUUCUACACUGCCAUGCCUCUCCCGAGACGCCAAGGCCUCAUUGACAGGGUUUAUGGUGUACUCAGAGGGAGAGCAGAUGACCACUGCUGUUGUGUGGUCCCGGAGGAUCUACAUGAACUGUGUGAUGGGAGGAAGUCAGCGCCCAACAAUCUCAGGAUCGUCUAUAGGUCCUCCUGGCACUUCGCAACCCUCUACUUUGCCUUCAUCGUUGACCACACCGAAAGCGAUCUGGCCACCCUUGAUCUUAUACAAGUCUUCGUCCAGGCCUUGGACAACGCCUUCGACAGUGUUUGUGAGCUCGACUUGGUCUAUCACUUCGAUAAGGCCAACUACGUCCUGGAUGAGGUGGUCAUGGGUGGUCUGGUCCUCGAGUCCAACAUCGAUACCAUAAAGAUGGCCCUUCGUGAGGCAGCCUAG
This is a messenger RNA of Perkinsus marinus ATCC 50983, 471 nucleotides long. RefSeq names its product AP-3 complex subunit sigma-2, putative. Gene Ontology annotation, biological process: protein transport; vesicle-mediated transport. NCBI's taxonomy places the organism in Eukaryota, Perkinsozoa, Perkinsida, Perkinsidae. The coding region runs from base 1 to 471 and encodes 156 amino acids. The transcript is spliced from 5 exons. Gene Ontology annotation, cellular component: intracellular membrane-bounded organelle. The record is from RefSeq and is a predicted model, not a curated record.